GGGGCAGAAUACUUUGUCCACUCUGGGUACUGGCAUCACGCACUAUGCCACUGCACUGGGAAAGAGCUUGGAGAGAAGAGACAUAUAGAAAGGGAGCAGCAAGACAGGUGAGAGAGCCGAGGAGAGAGAACACAUUGACCAGGAUCUGCAGUCAUGUCUCUGUAUCCAUCUCUGGAGGAUCUGAAGGUUGACCGUGCAUUACAGGCACAGGCCACCCAAGCGAUUGCCCAACAACAACAUGCUGCCCAACAACAGCUCGCCGCCAUAAUGCCAUCUGCACCUUCUAUGUCCUCCGCUCAGGGUCUAUACCCAAAUCUGUCAGAACUCAACAAUUACAUGGGACUGUCACUGACGGAUGAAGAGUUACAGCUUAACAUGUCACUGGUUCCAUCUGGAGGAAACGAUGUGGCAGUCCCUCACACCAUCCCCGGAGGACUGGUGGCUCCAGUCACUGGUAAUGACAUUGGUCUUAGACGGGCAGAAAUUAAGAAUGGAAUCCGGGAGGUGAUCUUGUGCAAGGAUGAGAACGGCAAAGUGGGCCUGAGGCUACGGACUGUGGAUAAGGGGGUGUUUGUGCAGCUCGUCCAAGUCAAUUCUCCAGCCUCCUUGGUGGGCCUGAGGUUCGGGGACCAGAUCCUACAGAUCGAUAAUCAGGACUGUGCCGGGUGGAGCAAUGACCGGGCCCACAAGGCGCUGAAAAAAGCUGGACAGGACAGGAUCAGCAUGAUAGUUAGGGACCGUCCAUUCCAGCGUACAAUCACUCUACAGAAAGAUUCCUCAGGACAUGUCGGCUUUGUCUACAAGAAGGGAAAGAUCACCUCGCUGGUGAAGGACGGCUCAGCGGCCAGAAAUGGGCUGCUCACCAACCAUUACCUGUGUGAGGUCAACGGGCAGAACGUCAUUGGACUCAAGGAUCGUCAGAUAGAAAACAUUUUGGCCUCGUCUGGCCGCAGCGUCACAGUCACAGUGAUCCCUACAGUCAUCUACGAGCACAUUAUCAAAAAAAUGUCAUCAGGACUCAUUAAGAACUCCAUGGACCAUUCCAUCCCAGAAGUGUAAAGUCACCUGCCAGGAAAACCUGAAGGAAAACCUGAAGGAAUGUGGUCGAUAGCCUGGAGGGCAUCCAGGCCUAAUAUGCACUUUACAUAUGUAUACGUGACCUCUAACCUCAUUCUACAGGAACCCCCACCUAACCUAUGGACAAUUCCUGUCUCAUCUGGCUCUACUUUCUACAGAGACCAAUGUCUAUGCAAUACUCAUCAAACAAGAGGGUUCAGAGGGGAAACUGCAAACCAAGGACCCAUGUGUUACAUGCAAUCUUAUCUAUGAGGUCAAAGGUUGACAUGAAGUAGAUAUGACAGAACAUAAUAUACCUUCUUAAUGUGAUCCAUCACCUCCUUACACAAGUUUUUUUUUACAACAUGUGGCUUUCCAGCUGUUGCAAAACUACAGCUCCCAUCAUACUGUGACAGUCCCAUGAUGGGAGUUGUAUUGCAACACCUCAAGAGCCACAGGCUGAGAAAGACUGUCUUUCAUGAAUGUUUGUUACACAACUAACCCAAUCCCCUCCUCAUAUAUAAUAGAAUGUCUAAUUUCUUCUUCCUGUAACUUAGGCUAGGUUCAUAUAUCCGGUGUCUGACUCCAGUGGAACUGGGUGAAAAUUGCCAGAACUGAUGCACCAACUGAUGCCAGAAGUGCAUCAUCCGGCGUCUAUUGUUUGUGAUCAUCGGACAGGGGAACGCAGCAAGAUGCGUUUCCGUCUGUGGCGGUCCGGCGAGUCCAAUCAUCCGGCGUCUAAACUGACGGAUGAUUGUGAACGGUCCCAUUUAAAUGAAUGGGAUCAGUUCUGGCUUAAUUUUCCAUCUGGCAUAUUUCUUGCAGCGCUGGAGGGAAAAGAAAAAGGACGGACAUAUGUAAAGGGACCUAACAUUUUGUGAGCCAUCAGCUUAGCAUAUAGCAUCUUGUCCACACUGUGCAGCUGGAAGAACAAACAAAAUCAACGUUUUUUGGUGGUAGAUGGAACUUGAUGGGAUGGUGGGUAGAUUUGGGAUUUACCAUAUUUAAUUGUGUAUGGGGGUGCCACACGCUCUGCAAAGUUCAGCAUGGACUCACACUAAGCGGUCGGAUUGCUGAGGCAGCCAUAUAACACCCGGUGUGUUCUGUGUGUCAGUCCUAUUAAGUGCUUGCUGUGUCUUUCCAUGCUGAACUGGAUGUGGCACCAAAACUCUGGAGCUAAGCUUUAAGAGUUCAAUUGCAUUUUAUUAGGCUACGUUCACACUGCCGGUUUUCUCCAGCAGUGUAAAGCCCGCUAUUUUAGGAUAGAGAAAAGCCGGAGAAAAAAAUAGUGCACGCACAGUCUUUCUCUCCGGCAUUUCUCUCCGAAAAUAACAA
This is a messenger RNA of Hyla sarda, 2391 nucleotides long. RefSeq names its product syndecan binding protein 2 (gene SDCBP2). Lineage: Eukaryota; Metazoa; Chordata; Amphibia; Anura; Hylidae. The transcript has 10 exons. Gene Ontology annotation, molecular function: protein binding. The record is from RefSeq and is a predicted model, not a curated record. Gene Ontology annotation, cellular component: plasma membrane; cytoplasm. The coding region runs from base 154 to 1059 and encodes 301 amino acids.